Molecule: messenger RNA, 2154 nt
Organism: Trichoderma harzianum CBS 226.95
Lineage: Eukaryota; Fungi; Ascomycota; Sordariomycetes; Hypocreales; Hypocreaceae
Exons: 5
Coding region: 99-1676 (525 amino acids)
Biological process (GO): carbohydrate transport; transmembrane transport
Cellular component (GO): membrane
Molecular function (GO): carbohydrate:proton symporter activity
Source: RefSeq, a predicted model, not a curated record
CAAUUUUCAGAUACCCCAAAGAACAGAAAGCGAUAACAACUGCAGUAUAUGAUAUUGGCCACGACUGGGCCGGACAGCUUUGAUUCAGCGUCUUCAAAAUGGUCGUCUCUCAUGCUACACUCUACAAUCGCCUAGUGACCGUCGCGGUCGCUUUUGGCUCUCUUACAUACGGAUACUGCUCUUCAAUUAUUGGCAGUACGAUUGGCCAGCCGGGAUGGUAUGCCUACUUUGACCUUCCCCCAAGUGGCACUCCAGGUUAUGCAACAAAAACCACUUCGACGAUUGCCACCGCCAAUGGUAUAUAUAGCGCUGGUGGUGCUAUCGGCUCUCUGUUUAUUAUGUGGGCAGCAUCGGCCCUGGGAAGGAAGCAGUCUAUCCAAAUCGGGGGAUUCUUCGCUCUCCUUGGGGGCGCUCUUCAAGGGGGUGCCGUGAAUAUCGGUAUGUUUCAGGCAGGACGCUUUCUGGCAGGUGUCGGCAUUGGCAUCCUGGUAACAGUAUGCCCUAUGUAUAUGAGCGAGUUGGCACCACCUGAGAAGCGCGGCUGGCUGGUCGGUCACCACGCAAUUUUCGUUGUCUUUGGAUAUAUGCUUUCAAGUUGGCUUGGAUUUGCGUGCUACUUUGCCACAUCUCAACAGCCGGACUUUGCAUGGCGCUUCCCUCUCUGCAUGCAAUGCUUUGGCCCUCUGGUGCUGCUAAUAGCAUCACUUUGGAUCCCAGAAUCACCUCGGUGGCUUUUGCAGAAAGGCAAGCUAGAAGAAGCAUGGAUAGUCGUGUUGAAUCUCAGAAGGUCGCCAGAAGACCAAGAAAACAUGGCUGCAAAAGAGGAACUCUACCAGAUCCGAGCCCAGAUUACACUUGACGCUGCAAGGCUAAAGGCUAUUGGAUGCGGGCCAUGGAUGGCGGUGAUCAAGAAGAAAAGUUAUCGGAAAAGAAUGAUUAUUGGAUUUCUAACCCAAUGGGGUGCCGAAUUUGCUGGACCUCUUAUCAUUAAUAAUUACUCGGUCAUAUUAUAUACCAAUUUAGGUCAAACGGGCUACAUGCCUCUGUUGCUCUCCGCACUCUGGCUCACCACCGCCGGCUUGAUUUACAACCCAUUUGGUGCCUGGCUACAUGACAAAGUCAAUUCGCGAAGGUGGAUGUUUAUGGUUGGUCUAUUCGGCUGCUUAAUUACCACCAGCGGGCUCGCGGCCUGCGUGGCCCAAUUCGCAGGGACAUCGAAAAAGGCUGGUAAUGCAGCGGGGGUAUUCUUCAUUUUUCUAUACCUUGCAUUUCAAGGAACCGGUUGCGAUACGACGAUGUAUAUAUAUGUUGCUGAGAUCUUUCCUACGGAAAUUCGUCCCAUUGGCAUGGGGUUCUCUCUUUUCGGACAAUUCUCCAGCACUAUCAUUCUCCUACAAACUGCGCCGAUUGGAAUCGUCAAUGUUGGCUGGAAAUACUAUCUUGUCAUCAUCAUCUGGUGUAUCUUCUUUAUCCCAGUCGUGUAUUUCUUCUUUCCUGAAACAGCCAAACUGUCAUUGGAAGAAAUAUCGGCACGCUUCGGGGACGAUGUUGCAGUCCAUGUUACUGACGUCCCAGAUGAGGAGCGCAGAGAGCUGGAUGACUUUUUGAAAGGAAAAGAUGUUGUUCACCUGGAGGAAUCGCGAGACCCAAGUGGUGGUGGCAGCGUAAAGUCUUAGCAAGAACGAGAUUAGCUAUAUCGCCGCAAGCUUGUAGCUCGAAUUGACCAAAAAAAUAAUAGGAUCUAUGGCAAUCCAUCGAAUAAAUUAUUGAGAGGUCUCUCUUGCGCCGACAACAAUAUGGGGUGAUCUUUCAAAUUUAGAAAUACUUCUCGGUAAUAGUCGCAGUAAUAGCCCAGGCGUUGAUGUGGUGAUGGAGUCUCCAGGAUGUACCCUUGCGCCUCGGAUGAAAGUGUAGCCAAUUAUUUUCCGCGGGGUAUUCUCUAUUGGGAAUCCAACCGGAGCGCUGAAGCUCUACUUUCCCACCACGCCUAGAGGAAAUAUUACUGCGACAUACAGCAAGAUGUCCUCUUUUUAACCCGUUUGGGAGUUUAGGGUCGUAUUUUCAUCAUUGGCAAAUCUUUCGUCUCCAAACAUCUACGUUCUGGCGGGUUUAAAAAUAGGCACAGAAGGGGUGAACAAGAACAUGUAGAAUCAC